Molecule: messenger RNA, 2938 nt
Organism: Diorhabda carinulata
Lineage: Eukaryota; Metazoa; Arthropoda; Insecta; Coleoptera; Chrysomelidae
Product: RNA-binding protein 25
Exons: 14
Coding region: 271-2739 (822 amino acids)
Biological process (GO): regulation of alternative mRNA splicing, via spliceosome; mRNA processing
Cellular component (GO): spliceosomal complex
Molecular function (GO): mRNA binding
Source: RefSeq, a predicted model, not a curated record
CUGUCAUUAAUUCUUUCUGUCACUUUUAUUAAUGGUGGAUUAGUUCCGUGAAUAGAAAGUACGCUUUUAAUGAUGGGUGCAAAGUUAAAAUAACUUCGCGAAAUUUAAAAUCAUGUUAAUAUUUAAUUAAAAGUACAUUUUCGACAGUGACACAUUUUCGAUUCUCAAAUGUACAAUCUUUAAGUGACUUCUCUGUUAAUUAUACUCUUUGCAACGUCCAGUGCUGAUUUUGCGAUAAUAUAAUUUAUUUUUUUAUAUAGAAAUAUUAAAAUGUCGUAUCCAGGUCGUCCGCCAAUUAUGCAAGGGCUACCCAUGUAUAUGCCUAUGGGGGCCCCAACGGCUCCUCUAAUGCCAGCUGUUAUGCCUAUACAACAUAUGGUACCUAUUCAAGUUACAAGUGCACCUCAAAUUCGGGCAUUUCCUAAAUUAAAUCCUAACAGAGAACAACAGAAACAAAUGCAAGGGCCAGCUGUUACUGUGUUUGUAGGUAAUAUCACAGAGAAAGCACCAGAUGCCAUGAUAAGACAAAUACUAGCAGCUUGUGGUCAUGUUAUUAGUUGGAAGAAAGUUAAAGCCUUUGGUUUCUGUGAAUUAGCAGGUCCAGAUGCAGGCUUAAGAGCAGUAAGGCUUUUACACGACCUCAUGAUUGGAGAGAAACGACUUGUAGCCAAAGUUGAUGCUAAAACUAAGACAGUCUUAGAUGAAUAUAAAGCCGAAAGAAGGAAAAAACAAAGUGGAUCUACUUCGCCUCUUCAAGAUGAACCAGAAGAAGAAGAAUUAGACGAAGAGACUCAAGCUAUGGAUGCAGCUGCUUUAGAAAGAAUUAAACAAAUUAUAAAAGAUUACGAAGAAGAAAUGUCCAAUUUUGAAUCCAAGAAAGAAGAGGAAGUUAAUCAAAAAUGGAAUAAAGUUUUAGCUGAAGCUGAGGUCGAAGAAGAAAAACGAGAUCUGAUAACCAGAGAAAUAGGAAAGUUCCGUGAAAUAAUGAAGAAACAAGAGGAGGAGAAAGAAGUCCGUAAAAGAAAGGAAGAGCAAAAAGAAAAAUCGUCUCGUGAUAGAGACAGAUCACAAACUCACUCACCUAGUCCGAAUAGAAGAAGAGAUAAAGAGGACAAGAAAAGACGGCGAUCAAGAUCUAGGUCUCAUGAAAAGAGUAGGGAGAGGGAAAGGGAACGCGAAAAGGAAAGAGAACGUGAGAGAGAUAGGGAACGUGAACGUGAAAAAGAAAAGGAGAGAGAACGAGAACGCGAGAGGGAGAGAGAAAGAGAUAGAGAAAGGGAUCGUGAUAGAGAAAGAGAAAGGGACAGAGACCGCGAAAAGGAUCGUGAUCGCGAAGACCGAAGAAGUACUAGAGAUAUGUUGAAAGAAAAGGAAAUGGAAGAAGAGGCAAAAGAAAAGAAAAAAGCCGAACGACGAGCAAGAGAAAAAGAAGCUGCGUAUCAGGAAAGAUUGAGAGCAUGGGAAACUAGAGAAAGACGUAAGGCCAAAGAAUAUGAAAAAGAACGGGAAAAAGAGAGAUCUAAAGAAGAAGAAAGAGAACGUGACGCCAAAAGGUUGAAAGAGUUCCUCGAAGAUUACGACGAUGAAAGGGAUGACGUCAAAUAUUAUAAAGGACGUGAAUUACAAAAGAGGGUAGCAGAACGAUUAAAAGAAGCGGAAUUAGACAACCGUGACAGAUUAAAAGAAAAAGAGGAAAUAGAGGAAUUGAAAAAUAGAAUAUUCGCUGGAGAACAUGAAGAUCCUAACGCAGAAUUUGAAAAGGCUAAACGAGAAAGGGAAGAGCAGUAUAAACCAAAACUACUGAUCGAUGUCAAUCUGGAACAUUGGAAACAGAAAGAAAGAGAAAAAGAGAGGGAAUUAGAAAGACAGAGAGCUAGAGAUAGAGAGAGAAUUCGUGAGUUAGACAGGGAGAGAGAUAGGCAACGAAAAAGGGAAGAAAGGGAAAAGUACGUUAUGGAACAAGCAGCACAGGAAUUGGCCGCAGUCGAAGCUGAACCAAUUGACAGUGAUAGUGAUAUGGAAGCUGAUAAUCAUUACAGUCCAGCUCCCCCGGAACCCGACAGUAUAUCGAUGGACAAUUCAAGUUCCGCCCAGUGGACACAAGUACAAGCUCCAGAUGAAGACUCAAAACAUUCAUUUAUAUCGAACCAUGACGAUCGCGCUACUCCGACUACGGGAACCGGUAUGAAAAUAACAUUAGCCAAACCUAUCACCUUGCAAUCGCCAACGAGAGAUUCGAAGCGACGUAAAUCAGACCUUAGAGAAGUUUUCAAUCCCGACGAGGAUGAUAGUAAUACUCAAGUUAAGAAACGAAAAUUAGUACCGUUGGAUUAUAAUGAAGAUAAGAAAUCAAAGAGUAAAGAAAACGGAGAAAAGAAAUUAGAAGAGUCGAAAUCACAAGAAGAAAAAAGAAAAAAUAUCAAAUCGUUAAUAGAAAAAAUUCCCACAGAAAAAGAUGCUCUAUUUGCAUAUAAUUUGGAUUGGAGUGCAAUAGACAAUGUUCUAAUGGAAAAGAAAAUUCGACCGUGGAUAAAUAAAAAAAUUAUAGAAUAUAUCGGAGAACCUGAACCAACACUUGUAGAUUUUAUUUGUUCAAAAGUAUUAGCUGGAUCUCAGCCUCAAGUCAUUUUAGAAGACGUACAGAUGGUUUUAGAUGAGGAAGCAGAAGUGUUUGUAGUGAAAAUGUGGCGAUUGCUUAUUUACGAAGUAGAAGCAAAAAAGUUGGGUUUAGGAAAAUAAUUCAGAAAGACGAUUUUUUGUACUGUGUAUAUAUAAAACUUUCAGCUUUUAAUUUAAACGAUUAAGUUGUCAUACAUACCUUGGAAAUAAUAUAACAGAAUUGAUAAACAUAUUUUUGUAUGUUCUGUUAUCAUUUAUUUACAUUUUUUUUCUCAACUGUAUUUAUCGCAUAAUAAAAAAAAGUUGUUUCUGGGUUGUA